AUGAUUUUCGUCUCGGUCUCGGUACUUGGUUCUGUGUUGACUCUGUUGAGCCUCGCCCAGGUGGCGGCGACGCUCUCGGUCUCAAAGAACAACUUUGGUAACCCGAGCACGGAGCAACCGGAACCAGUCGCGGCGCCGAGGUACAACAUCGCUUUCCGCGGCGUUACGGACAAGAAUGGCUUCAUCGUCCCUGAAAAGUUGAUGGUCAGUCACCAGGUGUUUUCAUGCCUCUAGGCCUCACCGUCCGCGACUUUUUUCGUGGGUCUUGCGUACUCGGAAACAUCAUCGUCGUGUCUAGCUAUCUCGUCGGCGUUGAUCGAUCUCGCACGCACGCUCACGCACGCGUCUCGACGUGACUUGGCUGGCGGCGUCGGCUUAGCUUCGGGAAACUUCCGUGGUCUCGGCUUUGCUCUCCGCUGGUCUCAGUUCAGUGAACACACUUGAAUGUCAGAACUGACCCGGCCGCGCACUCGCAUCACCAUCUCGACGAUGAUGAUCAACAACAGGAGGAUCUGGACCGGCUCAACAAGAGGUUCAACCGCACGAUCGUCGACAUUGAGGCACUCCACCCUCUCGCCGCUUCGACGGCAGCCCCUAUACUUGAUGGCCCGCACCGCUUCGUCAGACGUGCACCGGCCGUGACGACGACGUCGGCGACACCUCUGCCAACGUCCAAGGGCAAGAAGUGGUGAGUGGGAUGCCGUGCAUUUGGCUCAAUUGGAUGCGAUAGUUCUUGCUGACAGAGUGAAGACUGACCACUUUCUUCACCUCCGCGCUUGCGUUGGGCUUUGGGCCGUAGCUCGCCCGGCUUCUUGAACAAGAACGCGUGCGUCAAAGUCUGCCCCGACAAGUUGCUCGCCGAUACAAAAGCAGCAAACUGCGUCCCAUGCCCUGCCCAGGCGACGUGCAAGCAAGGCCUCGUCACCACGUGCCAGUUCGUCGUCUACUUCGCGCUGCUCUCAUCCCUCUCGUCAGCUACCCCGAGCAUGACGUACUUACCCAGCAUCGAAUCUACUGCUGUAUUGUGAAACCAACAGGAGUGGAUGGUUGAUCAACCCGACCAAGACCGCUUGCAUCGCGUGCCCGACCCACGCAGUCUGUCGCAACGGCGUCGUCUCGGGCUGCGAGUGAGUUCCACUGUGGGGGUCUGGUACCUUUCAUCCCCGACUCUCUCUCUCUCUGACACCUGUGCAUAUUUCCGUGCAGCACCGGCCUCCUGAUCAAUGCCCAACAAACGGCAUGUGGCGCUUGCCCUCGCCGAACGAUCUGCACAGGCGGCAAGGUCACGUCUUGCCAGUUGAGUUCAUCUGUGCAUGUGCUCCGUUGCCGCCUUGUGCCCACGAACUGACAGCCGCUGCAUCUUCUUACAUUCUUGAUAUCGUACAGAGCAGGACUCUUACUUAAUGCUGCCAAAGCCUGUGUCGCCUGCCCCGCCAACGGUGUCUGCUCCAACGGUGCUCUCACGUCGUGCAGGUCAGUUUUUGCUCGUGUGUUCUGCCACGGUCCACGACCGUUUCAACUGACGGCACUCUGCAACCAUCUCCUUCAACUCCCACCUCUGCUCAGCGCUGGCUUUGUCUUGAAUGGUGCCAAGACGGGUUGCAACGCCGUCCCGCUCGUCACAACCAAAUCUACGACUUCGUCAACCACAUCGUCAGCCACUCGCACUUCGACCGCGUCGUCAGCCACCACCUCGGCCGCUGUACCCACGUCAAAGUCGAUCACAUCUUCGACAACCUCUGCCACAGUUCGGACUUCGUCGUCCUCAGCUACUAAGUUGACAUCGAGUUCGACAACGUCGUCGACCACCUCACCCGCGGUGACGACUCCGUCUACGACCCCGAGCACCACUUCGGCCUCUUCAACGACCAAGAGCUCGUCUACCUCCUCGACUACUUCCUCAACGACCAGUUCAUCGAUCUCGGCCUCGAUCACGACAUCAUCUCGUACGACGUCAUCCAGCUCCACCGCGGCCACCACGUCCAGCAGCUCCAGUUCGACCCCAUCGGCUUCUCCUAGCGCCGGCUCGUGCCCCAAGAACACCUGGUCGUACUACGUCGACUGGUACCUUAAAGGCGGCUCUUACCAUGGUCCGGGCUACGUGAACGCCAAAUGCGUCGAGAUCGCCGAGGGAAGUCAAGGUUCCACUGAUUCGGUCAACGCCGUCGCUUACACCGAUGGCUACUGUGUUGUGCGGCAAGGCAGCACCCUCGGCCCGUCCGAUUUGGGAUCAGGUAACCCCGGCUGGGAGUCGUUUGUGGUAGGGUGCUGCCCGGACAACGGCCUAAAGGGAGCGCCCACGAAGGCGACCAAGAUUUGCCGCAACAUCCUUGUGACAAGCUCGUCCAUCUCCGAGGCGGACGGGUCGACCUUCCUUGGGCGUGCCUACAAGGCGCCUAGCACUCCCCCCAUCGCCGGCACUGCCUCCAUUCCUCUUCAGUACCCGGAUCACACCACGAGCUCGACCACUGGCGGUUUCAUGUUCCUUUCAAAGGCGUCGGCCGGCACCCCACCCCAGGAGUUCACAAUUCUGUGGGAUACCGGAUCGCCACUCUUCUGGGUCGACGGGACGACCUGCGUUGAUGGCACGUGCAAUGGUAAGCGGCACUACGACAACACGUCUUCGUCGACGUACGAGGACAUCGGUGGAACUGCCAGUAGGAUCACGUACGGCGAUGGGACCUGGGCUUCGGUGACUCCUUUCCGCGACACGGUCACCGUCGGUGGCGUGAGUGCCACUGAUUUCUACAUGGCUCAAGCAGAUGUGAGUUUCGAGUAGGGCCGAUUGCCCUUUUUUGAAGUCGUAAUUGCGCAAGUUCAGCUUUACUCAUGCCCUGGCCUUUGGCGGUCACGUGCAGACCCAAUCGCCGGGAUGGACCCGAGGCGCAACCGACGGACUGUUUGGAAUGUCUUUCAAUGGUCCGAACUCGGGGCACCAGUAUGAGGCAACGGUGAUCCAACAGGUCCGUCUCGUGCGAUGCCCAGUCCCGUCUCUUUGUUCUCCAUAGCCAAGCUGAUAUUGUCACGCUUGCUUGCUGCGCUUGUUUUGGGACACCUCAAACAGCUCAAGGCUCAAGGUGUCGUCAACGCGGGACAGUUCUCGAUGAAGUAUGCGUACGAUUCAAGCGCCGAGCUGCUCUUGGGUGGUCUCAAUCCUGAUCUCUUCGUGGCUGGUACGACCGAAUGGACGAGCGUGGUAUGUCUAGUCAAUUAUCAAUCGAGGCCCGGUCUUGUAUGCGCUCAUAUCCCCUUGGGCUCAUGUUUCUCUUUCCUUGCGUCGUUCUUACUCCCACGAAUCCGAUAGACCAACAAGCGCAGCCUCUUCUGGGGAGUCCAAACGACGAUGCAAGUCAAUGGCGUCACCAUCGGCGGCAACAACGCUGACGCCAUCGUCGACAGUGGUACCGUUUAUAUGGUCAUGGUUGACGCCGUGGCCACUGCGGCCUUCGCUUCGAUCCCCGGCUGGGGUUACUACCAGAACAAUGCGGCGUCCAAGAUGUACACCUACCCUUGUGCAACCCCUCCCGUCUUCACUUUCUCGUUCCCCGGCGGAUCGACGGCGUGGACCAUCUCCGAGGACACCCUCAACUUGGGCCAAGUCGACGACACGAACUGCUUGGCCAGCGUGAUGGGUGGCGCCGAUGCGGCGGCCGGAGGUGCGGGCCACAUCUUGGGUGACGCUUUUAUGCAGAACGUUUACACGACCUUUGAUUCCGACAAUGCGCGUGUUGGCUUUUCCCAGUUGAGCUAG
Molecule: messenger RNA, 3751 nt
Organism: Microbotryum saponariae
Lineage: Eukaryota; Fungi; Basidiomycota; Microbotryomycetes; Microbotryales; Microbotryaceae
Source: the annotation of a GenBank genome assembly